GGACUGCGGCGCGGGCAUCGUCGAGGCCGAGCAGGGCAAGACGCCGGCUAUUGUGGAGCGCGUGCGCAUCCGCGACGGGUACAUGGUCGAGGGUCGGCGGGACGGCAUUGUCGGUGUCUGGACGUGCUGAACCAAAAGGAUGUGGCCCGGGCGAGCCAGGGCAUGCUGGGACGAUUAUGUAAAUAUGUAUCCGAAGGUGUAUGAAUAUGGGUCAUUCAGGGUUAAGCUUUUGUAGCGGAUCCAUGGGAUCGGAUGAAACUGGAAUAGCUGCCUAUGAGGGGAGGUUAGGUUGCCUGUGCGAGCCGACCUGGGAGCCAUCACGAGGUGGUUACUCAUGGCCGCCCGGCCCAUCCGAUCCACUGCAGUCGGUUCUCCAGCCGCCCAAAUGCACACCAAUCGGAUGUAAGCCGGAUCCCGAAAGGGCAACUGGCGAAGGCCUCAGCUCGGCGAGCCCAACGUCGGCAAAGAACCAUAGGGCAUGCCACUCUCGUCAUUAUGGAGUUUACGACGCUGAGAUGCCUGUCUUCUUCUUUAAGAACCAGGCAGCUCCGGUCAGAAUGAGCAGUACUUACCCGGACUCUGCGAUGCCGACCACGACCAGUCUCGCUUCUCGGAUUGAAAAGCAGGCGAGAGUCCACAGACUUCAAUUUCAGUCUUGCUCUGCAGGGAAGUGAGCCAAGUCAAAGAAAGGGACACAAGGUGUUGCUCCUUCCAGCGUAACGUCAGAGCGCCUUC
Molecule: messenger RNA, 735 nt
Organism: Parathielavia appendiculata
Lineage: Eukaryota; Fungi; Ascomycota; Sordariomycetes; Sordariales; Chaetomiaceae
Exons: 1
Coding region: 201-674 (157 amino acids)
Source: RefSeq, a predicted model, not a curated record